AUUCCCGACCUAGCACUGGCGCCGCUGCGCACCUGAAAAGAUUGUGCACAGGUGGGGUUGUACAAUGCCACUUUUCCGGGUUUUCACGGCAUUCAGCCGUCCAGCGUUUAGUGUGCCUGCGGCCUGCAUACCGUUGUUUGUAAGGGCGGUCAACGCGCUGUCUGCUCUCGCGCCGUUAACCGUUAUUUGCUGACCGUCGGAACUUGUGUCUCUGCUGUGCAACAGACUGAAACUAUCGCCCGCAGUGGCCUUGACGCGCGCGCGUCCCGUGAAGAAAGCGUUGACAGUCGCGGUUCUGUGACAACUGAGGGCGUGGGCUGCACAAGUUCGAUCUCCUCGUGUCUGUCGUUUCUAAAACUUCAGGGAUGUCGCAAUUUUCUGCAAAACGGUACGGCACCGCUGGAUAUCCUUCGGACGACGUCGUGAUUGAGCUGGAGCGGCUGUGGAGGCCCAUCUUUGAUAAGUAUGACCGUGAUCACGACGGCGAGAUUCCUCUCGAGGAUAUCCUGCAGCUGUUGCACGAACAAAAUGCGGAACUUCAGCACGACAUUCCUCCAAGCGUCCUCGAGGAAAUCGUGGAGAGAGCAGACUGGGACUCCAACCGAAAACUAUCUUAUGCAGAAUUCAAAAGAAUGGUACACGCCUCUGACUUGGGUGAACACAGACCACGGUUCCUAAGACUGGUUCGCUAUGCUGCGAUGGCAGUUGUUCCUAAAAAACAGCGAGCCACGGUGGUGCGUCGAUACCUUGACGAGUAUAGCUGUAUGCCACCACCUCUCUUCGUGAUCACUGUCAGCCUCGUUGAGGUUGCCGUGUUCAUAUACUAUUGCGUGACCCUUGGAGAGUUCACAGCCACAGGCCCAGUGCCAAGGGAUAGCCCACUCAUCUACAACCCCCGGCGACGAAAAGAAGCUUGGCGUUACCUCACCUACAUGUUUAUACACGUUGGUGGCUUCCACAUCUUUUUCAACCUUCUUGUGCAGCUCAUUCUUGGAAUUCCACUUGAAAUGGUCCACAAGUGGUGGAGGGUCAUGCUUAUUUAUGCUGGUGGAGUGGUGGCUGGAUCACUUGGAUCAUCACUGUCAGAUCCAUAUGUUUUUCUUGCUGGUGCUUCCGGCGGCGUGUAUGCCCUCAUCGCAGGUCAUCUGGCCACACUUAUACUGAACUUCAAAGAGAUGGACUUCGCCUGGGUUCGGAUCCUCUUCCUGACGAUAUUUGGCAGCACGGACGUGGGAGUGGCCGUGUACACACGCUACAUGGAGGAAGAUGAGGAUAAUCGUGUGAGCUAUGCCGCUCACCUGGCGGGUGCGACGGCAGGCCUGCUGCUUGGCCUGCCCCUGUUGCGCAAUAUUGUCAUUCAUCGCUGGGAGGUGAUCACGGGGCGGGUCUUCUUUGCCGUGUUUGUCGUGCUCAUCCUUGCCGCCGUCCUAGUGAACGCCCUUUACCAGGAGUACUUUCCAAAGUCAGAAAUGUGAAGGUAUGGGGCCAGAGUACUCUGAAGAGUUUGUUCGCUGAAGGUAAGCGCACAGGUGAUCCUUGCUGCUCGUAAGAGAUUGUCACCUUUCCUUCUUGUAAGAAUGGCCAACCAGGAGUUUGCUGGGGGAAAAAAAUGCCUCGAGCGAGGGUACAGUUUUGCGCAGCAGGAAUAAUCGAUGGCCUAUUCGCAUAAACUGCGGCAUUGCUGCAAAGAAAGAGCUAUGAUCACUGCCUUUGAUGCGUACAGCCAUGAGAACUUGUGCUUUCAUCUUUAUGUUUGGCAGGAUGAACAUGCUUUUUCUGAUUGCAAAGAGAAAUGUAGCAUCCCAAGCACUGACCGGCUAUUUGUAUUGUCAGUCUUUGCCAGAUCAGUGCUGUAUUUCUGCAGUGCUGCUAGUCUAUUUUUAUUGUCAGUGUUUCACUGUCCGUGCUUCUGGAAGUCGGAAGAUGUCGCAAUAACUGAGCAAUACGGGUGGGUAAAUGGCAACAGGUUUGCCAUUGGCUGUGUAGAUUUUAAGAAAAUGGAGUCAUCACACUGCAUGUUUCCCACUGUGUCUUAGGCAACAUACAUUGGCCUGACAGUACUGCAAUGUAUCCUGUGUACUACCAAAAACCAGUGACUCUAUCUUAAGUGAGACAAUUCUAGGUAAAAAGAGCCUAAUGUCUUUCAUUGCUGGAGUGGCUUAGCACAGCCUGAUUUCUGCAGACUAAGGCAUAAUUUGAACUCUUGGGCACUAUUAUCACAUUUAAUGUGUUUAUGCCCCAGUCCGGUUCAAUCAUGUAAAACAAGCACAUUUGUUGCGCUGACCGGAACCCCGAAACUUGAGCCUCGAAAUAGGUGAUAGCAAAUGUCAUUGCUAAGCUGCAAAUGUGUGCUAUUGAAAACUGCUACUUUCUGUCACUAGGCUGCAUGUUAUGGUGCUACUGUCAGCUUGGAAAGUUUCGAUGGUGGCUCGCUAUAAAGGGAGUUGUGGUUCAAAUAGAAAAACUAUAGCCUAGUUAGGUGUAACAAGGGCCAGAUGAGUAUACACUCUCUACAUGCUUAUUUCGAGCUAUAUGUAACUUUGAAGAAUAACAUAUGGCAGGUAACAUUUGAAAACUUGUCACUGAAUCACCUUACCUCUCAAGAAGUGAUGGGCCAGUAUAGCUUGAUGUAGCGAGCCUCUUUCAUAAGAGUUAGCAGUCCUAACUGCAAUGCAUGAACAGCUGUCCUGUCAUACUCAGAGUGUAUAGGGGCUUAUCAUCAGUUUUAAAAGUUUAUAGGACAUGACACCUUGCCUAUUUUGCGCCAUGUGUGUUCUUUCACAAGUUUAGAGGGAUGAUUUAACAAGUUUUUCUUCAAACCUGAGAACACGUUGAAUAUUUCAAUGAAUACUUCCUAAGUAAUUUUUGGAAAGGACCUAUAAUAUAAUAGCGUAAUGUUUGCUUUACACAUACUCCCUCAACUGAAUGUUCCAUCUCAGCUGGGGCAGUGCCAAUAGCUCCUGCAGUGGUGGAACAGCUGCACCAAAGACGCCAAAUUGCGCCAAGCGCAGUUCCUCUGCACCUUCCUGCUCCAAAACUGCAUCUUAGCGGGAAAUUGCACCAAGCCUGCGCCAAAAAAGCAUAAAAAUGAAAGCCUCGUUCCGCUCAUGCUGGCUCGCUAGUAAAACUGAAAUCCAAACCUACAGUUUUGGUUUCACUUUCCGCUCGGGAAUAAUUGAUGGUUAUGAACAAUCGUCCUGUGGCUAGCUCCUAUGGGCCGUCGUUUAAUCUAUGAUGUCAUAGACCACAGUAAAAGAGAGGAGGCCUUAAACACCAGAGGAGAGAGAGAGCAAUUAUUAUACAAGAUUGUAGACUCCCAGCUGCAUAGUACAAGGGAAUAAUACUUGGCUUGUAUAUUAAUGGCAGCAUUGGCCAGAAAUCGCAAAGGUAUUUUUUGCCAUUUUAUAAAGGUGUUGCAGUGCCCUUUUAGGUGUGUGUAUUAGGUACUUGACUGGGUUCGCCCUUCGUAUAAGACUGCAGCGUGUGCCUUCUGCAAAGAGCUUUGCAUAAGCAUUCUUGGCACACAGGAAAAAAGUUGAUUGUUCUAGUUAUACUGCUUAGACGCUCAUUAAUGAGAACAAACUAUAUCUAUUUUGCCUACACAGACGUUGAUGACAAUGUCGCCGAAGCUUUGCUGACAUCAUGCUUUGUAGCUUCUUUAUAAGCAUCUGUGCAAUCAUUCCAUGCUGUACACGUCAAAGCACAUUUUCAUGUUUAUACAGAUUGGUAACUAGCAUUUAAACGUCUCGCUGCUGUCACUGGCAGUUUUUGCAAUUGCCUGGGAAACAGAGACUGCAUUUUGAACAAGUCCAGCUAUCAGAGUGAUUAAUAUUGCUUGUUGGCGAAUUGUGUGCUGCAAUUCCAGUGAUUUUGUGUGCAUUACGAGGAAGGAAAUGCGGUCAAAUUUUGACACCUCCUAUCUCUUAGACAGCCGCUUAUGGAGUUUUACUUAAUCAUGAUCAGAGUUUGUUUUAAAUGAUAUUUUUUAGAAUUUCAGUAAUGUACCAAGAAUUUUGGAGAUUCGUUUGACUGCGGUUGGCCCUAUUGGAAAGCUGUGAUGAUAUCCAAUCCACCAUUGCACUUGUGGAAGCUUAUGAAGUAUUGUCAAAGAAGAUAAAUUGAGGACUUGGAAUGCACGCUGUCCAUUUUGCAACUGCCAUUUGUGAUUACCAAUGUGCCUUGCAGAAUUGGGACACAUUUUUUCAUUUUUAUUUCUGCAAAAAUUUCUAGCACUUUUUGCCGCGUGCCAGCUUCAAGCAGCCUUAGCCGUGCCUACACAAGUGCAGUUGGCUUUCAAUAAUUUAUCUUCGCUUGACUUGACCUGCUGCAAACGUUUCUCUGCCUUAUUUCAAUCAGACAAAAGCAGGAAAUGAAUGCGCCUCUCACUGACCUGAAACUCUUAUUCCCAUGUUUCUUCCUUAGUUGCAUUCAGGUUUAACCCGCCAUUGUGGUGUAGUGGCUUUGGCAUUGCGCUGCUAAGCCCGAGGGCGCGGGAUCAAAUCCCGGCCACAGUGGCCGCAUUUCGAUGAGGGCAAAAUGCAAAAACACUGGUGUACCAUGUAUUGGGUGCAUGUCAAAGAACCCCAGGUACUAGUCCAAAUAAAUAUAGCGUGCCUCAUAGAAUCACAUUGUGGUUUUGGAACGUAAAAUGCCAGAAUUUAAUUUAAUUGCAAUGAAUCUUGGCCCCUUUGAGAAUGUUCUAUUUCUGAUUAGCCCCUCAUUACUCUUAGUUCUCCUUCAAAACACAAUUAGGUCACAGGGCAGUCUGGGCUGUUUCCAGUCAGACUUGUACUGUUUCACAUGUCGAAGGAAAUUUCGUGAUGUUGACUCAUCGAACCAUUUUACAUUGUCUUUUUUCUUUUUAAUAUCUGUUUGUCCUUCUUCUGCUUCUUGUAAUGUUUGAAAACAACGAGAUGAAACACUUUUCCAUUUUUGUAUGCUGAGGUGCUAAACAUACUAGUAUGUACACCGUGUGAGGAUUUUAUAAAGAAAAGGUUUCUUGCCAUUGCCAAAGUUAGAUUAUGACGAGCGUUGUAAGUAGCAUAGACAAAUAGUUUAGUGAGAAUCAUUUUUAACCACAAUUAUUUGUGUUGCUGCUUGUAUCUCCAAACUUGUUGUCAUAGCACAACAGUGUCAGGGAGUCACGUACAGUAAUAAUUAUUAGGCAAGCUAUGAAAAGUGUGUUUAAAAAAUUGCAAGUAUUUGUCUGGUGUAUUGAAUAUUGCGUCACUUUUUUAUUGUGCUCUGCAGUAGUAGACAAGUUUUGUGCUUAUCAGAUGUCAGUAAUGUUAAAAUGCAAAAAUGAAAGCAGGGUUACUAAGUCAACAUAUUUUUCCUGUCCAGAUUCCAACACAGCUGCUCACAGAUGUUGUCAUGGGAAAGUUCAUUUUUAACACAAUUGUGUGUUGCUCACUUUUUUGUGUGUGUGUUCCGUUUGGCAAGCUAGUCUCACUACAAACGUGAUGGCAAAUAGUGCAAAGAAAUUGAACUUUAUUUUGUCUUGGGUAAAAUAUAUACAUUGAAAGCACAAAGAAAAAAAAGAAAAGAAAAACACAUUUAGAUCACUAGUUCAAUGCUAGUUGUAAUUCAUAACAAAAUUCUGUAAAGGAAACGAUACAGGUGGAAAAUUAGGCAUACUCAAUACUAGGCAUAUAGCUUUACAUGAGAAAGGUAAAGAAUGCAAUACAAGAAAUGCACAAAAAUCUUUGCAAUGCACAAUGUAUGGUAGACAGUAUUCAAAUGUGGAACAUUAUAAAAUAAACUAGCAUGCAUCAGAAAAAGCCUGUAGGCAGUGAAUAUAACCUGAAAUGGAGGAAAGGAGAUCAACAUAGCGAAUUUCUAGUGGUGUUUAAAAAUUAGCUGCCUGUUUUACUUCUGUGGGGUGACUGUUCCGCCUGGACUGUGCCAACACUUAAGGUUCUUACCAUACAUUUUGCAAACUUUUGGAACUAGGAAAUUUCUUUUAUAGUGAGCUGCGUGUAUUGAAUCCUCAGUGAAUAAUGAAUGCACCAAGAGAUAAGACAAAUCAUACAUAGCAGAAAAAAAAAAGUAUAAGCACUCGUAUCUUGAUGCGCAUGUGAAUAGAGCUAAUGUCAAGAAUCACUUCUUUGCACUGUUUUUGCCAUCGCGAAUGCUCACUGUCUCACUAAACUUUCUGUGCUUUUCACAGACAGCCUUUUUUUUUUUUUUUUUUUUUGCAAAUGAGCAGUUGCUCUGCAUCAGCGAUCACGGGCACAUUGAGACUUGAAUCCCACGAUUGUUGCUAUAACUUAGAAUGUAAUAGUUUGAUCGUUGCGCAACCUAGUGUCCGUUUCCUCGGCAAAUAUGAAAGGUGAUGGCUUUACUCAUAAAUCAAAACGUUGCUGUCACAUUUUGAAUCUAGAAGGCGUUUUGUAUCAGGCUUCUUAACUUUCUUUCAGUGUGGUGUUUAGUGCAUGUUCUAACCAUUUUUGGUCAUGCACAGGUUGUAUUGCUGCCCAUCUUUCUAUGUCAUUGUGCGCUUUUUACAUGUUAACCUGAGCCUUUUAUCGUGAUAUUCAGCCUGUUAUCCAGUGUGCUCGUUCUAAACAAUUUCAAAAAAUAAUUUAUUGAAUGUGCCUCAAUCCACUUCACAGGUUAGUGCUUGUUGUUCCCAGUACAAGCUUGCUGUGCCUUUUGAUGUGUCUGAUCAUGCCUAUCUGAUACCCUCUUUACACGGGCACUCUCAACUGCCAUUGAGCUGAUGGCAGUUGAUGUCAAUGGCAGUUUACCAAAUUUACACGGCAACUCCAACUGUAAUUGACAUCUCAACGAUCGUCGGCCUCAAUGGAUGUCGAUGGUCUCUGUUGACAGUCCCUGAACGGAGCAGUUGACAGUCCCUGAACGGAGACGGGAAGAUGGCAGCCUCCGUGGAUGAAAACGUGCCACCCGCAGCUGCCGAUGCUGCGAAGCGUUUCGUGUGGACAAGGUCCAUGACGGACAUGUUACUACACAUGUCUCACCAACUAAAAAAUCUAACGGCUCCGACUCAGAUUCGCGUUAAAAUUUUUCCCACUAGGUAUGUUUUGCAAAGAAAGAGAAAUGUUACAGCGCAAUAAUAAAUAAAACAGAUUUUAAAGAUAACCAUGCAAAAGUAGCGAGGAAAUAUGCAAUAAUUUAUCGCAUAUUACUCUCGAUUCAGCGCGCUCACGUGAUAGCAAAAUUUAACGCGAAAGUCCAUGUAAGUGCAGUUAACAGUCAAUCACUUCAAUGCCAGUUUGAAAGUUCAACUGUCGUUGAUUUCGAUGGUCGUUCAGGGUGACCGUGUAAAGAGGGUAUAAUACCUGCCGUGGUGGCUCAUUCGCCAUGGCGUUGUGCUGCCCAGCACGAGGUUGUGGGUUCGAUUCCUGCUCGCAGUGGCCGCAUUGAAAUAGGGAGGUCAUGCACUGAUGUGUAGGUUUACGUUAAAGAACCCCAGGCGAUCAAAAUUAUUCCGGAGCCACUAACUCCAGUGUCUGGCAUGUUGCUUUGGGACGUUGAACACCAUGAAUAGAUGAAUCAAUCAGUCAUGCCUAAUUAGAGUCAAACCUUGAUAUUGUUUAUAUAUACAAUGGAUAUAUUUACUAGAUAAACCGCACAAUGCUACAGCAAUGGUUCAGGAGAGCGCGUGCACACCAGAAAGCCACGCCGUCGUCGUCGUCAUCGUCUAAGCACCGACCACAGGAUCGCCGCUCGUGACAAUAUAACAAAUUAUUGGAUAUAACGAAGUAAAUCUAAAGCGUUUCUCACUGAUAUGAGUGUGUAGCGAACAUGUGGUUGUAGCAAAUAUUGGCUAUAGUGAAGGUAUUUUCAUGUCAGGUCCGACUUCGUUAUGACAAGGUUCAACUUAUUAGUACUGAUCGAGGCUUGACCUAGUUUGUACAUUGUACAGAUGUGGUGUACUUUUUUGUGUCUUCAUGGCCUCAUCUUUCUCGCGCCAUUGCAUCUAUUAUAUAAUUAAAGCAGCUGUCAGCAACACAAACAGCUUUUCUGAUGCACACAUUCUUAAUUGUUUACUUUAGAAAACCUUUCAUUAUUGUUCUCAAGUUCUAUCAGAAGUUUAUCUUAUUUGAUUAGCGGAACAUCAAAAAAAAAGGAACUCCUUUCUCUAACAUGUAGUUGCAGGACCUCUGCAACGUUGCUUUUACGAGAGAGUAGAAAAUGGAUAGCUUUUAAGUAAAGCCAUUGCGUAACAUAAAAUGGCAAUGGGUAGCCUCGUAAUAAUUUAUGGGGUUUAAUGCUUUAAAUCUACAUUGCUAGCUAUGAGGAAUGCCGCAGAAAGGUGGGGAGGAGGGCACUGUAGAUUAAUGAUUAAUUAGCACUUGGGGUUACUUAACAUAUAUCUAAAUUGAAUUUUAUGAACAUUUUUGCAUUUCGUGCCCAUCAGAAUACGACACCAAGGCACCUAGACUUGACCUAGCAACCUCGUGUGCAAGCAUACCAUAGCCACUGAGCCAUCAUCAUGGCUUGAGGAUGCUUUUCCUGAGGUCAACAAUGGAAUAUAGAGCUUCUCUCAAUGUAGUACUCUUUUCCUAUAUUCUGAAAGUCUUGCAGGUAAGGCUGUUUCAUAGUAAAGUAUAUUUAACUGACUAUUUAGCAGUUAAUCAAAUAAUUACUAAACAGAGUUGUGAACUUCUUUUCCUGAAAGAAGCUUGUUUGUCUUCACAAAAUGAAACUAUACGUUGUGGCGUCAUAAGGAGGUCAAGAGAUAACGCCAGCAGGUACAAAACAUGCCAACAGACCAAAUAUUACAGUUAUAUGUAUUGGCAUGGCUAAGCUAAGUUUGUUGUUCUUUUCACACGAAGAUGUUUGUUUUUCUCUGUGAAAGUUAUAGAUGCUGCUCACGUAGGUGCAAAACCUGAAAAUAAUUUAUGAGAAUUUCUCACGUUCUAAUUUUGGGACGUUCUGCUAAUACAAGAGUGCAACUGUUGUACUGGUGUAUGCAGUAAUUAUAUUGAACCAGAAUGCAAACCAUGUACACUUCAUUGUAAUAUUAAUUGCUCAUGCUAUUUUGCAAGAGAAAUUCAACAGUGAAGAGGGCAAAAAGCAAUUGUUUAUUUUUUUAUUUUGCAGGAUCUGUAGUGUUACUUAAUUUACAUUUAGCGAUUGGUUGGGUCAUUAUAAUGUCGCACCAUCUGCUUGUGGUGAAACAAAAGGAAAGGCUGAAAAACGUGCUUGUUUUCACUAUAUGCAAGAAAAGAAAGGAUCAAAAGUGCUUUGGUAACCACCUCCCCAAUGCCUUUCAUCACUGGCUGCUUUAAGAAGUGGAGCACUGAUUAGCCCAAACAUGUGCGAAAUGCAUGUACUUUAUGGGUAACACUCCAACAAGAUGUGCUGUCUGGAGUUGUACAGUUAAACCUGCUUAUAACGAACCUCCAUAUAACGAAUUCCUGGAUAUAACAAAAUUUUUUUAUUCCCCGCCAUUACUCCAUAGAAGCACAUGUAUUUGAGACCUCUACGUAACGAAGUGGCAGCGGGAGACCCCCUCGAUAUAACGAAUUUUCGCCGCCGACAAUCUAGAGAUUUCUCCCCAAAUUUUGUCAUUUUUGCGCGAGCAGCAACCGGAAGCACCUUCUCCGCCGCGACGGAAUGCGAAGCGAGCGCACGCGGGCCUGCAUCCCUCAACCCGGCGAUCUUGCCGUCGCGGGCGUGACCUUUCCCCCUCCCUUAAUUCAAACCUGAUCCUGCCGCUUGCUGCAGCUGGCCUAGCCUGCCAAGCCGGCACUCUCCUUUUCCAGUUGAUGUUGCCGACGUGCUGGCAGACGCUGUAACACGUCACACUCGAUAAGGGCGGACACGCGCUGUCAAACGCAGGAGGCGUGUGGAAGCGCCGCUGCAGAAGCGAGUGAAGUGACCUUCGUGCUGUUGUCUAUCGCUUCAACGCACACUGAGCGCCGAGAACACACAGCACGCACAAAGCUAUGAGCUGCUGACGCACCUACUGCCUAGACUCUGCCCCAACACAGAUCGCUUUCAAGAUACGGCCCGCGCGCCGCCGCACAGUACGCAGUUGAUGCCAGAGUACAGUACAAUGCCGCCCGCUAUCCCUCCCCCCUCGCUCCCUCGCCGGUGCCUCGAGCGCAACGGAAGAAGGCGCGCUUCCUCCCUGCUUUUCUUUCGUGCGCGCGCGAGAUUUAGACGCGGUCGUCGGCUCCCCUCGCACGUUUUCACUCGCACAUACAGCAUACGGCGCGCGGCGACUGCGUUAUCGCCCUUGGACUUUAUACGGAACAUGUAUGAGCCAAAACCAAUUUUAGGGCCACAACGCGUCAUAGACACCAUCUUUAGAUAGCAAAUACGGAUCUCAAGGGCCAUACUUUUGCUGGCGGAAACCAAAAAUACGUCAUAGUUGUCGCCCCCGGCACUUUGGGCGGCCAAUGCCAUCGUCAAGUCACCAAGCCAAGCGACAUGAAAAGUCAAAAUGGCCGCUCGGGCCGGCAUGGGGUGGCAGUUCGCAACGUACGAUGCGGGAAUGGUCCCACAGUUGCGACGCAACAGCGGGGUUACCCCUUGGGGUUACCAAUGCAUUGGGUUCUAUGGGAGCUGUGUCGGGACCAGCCGAAAACGACGUAACAGCCGGGAAAAUGCAGCACCCGGGAACGUAACAACGGGGUUCUACUGUAACACUAUACGAGGCUACGACGCCAUCGUGACGCUCGCUCUUCGUUUCCGAUGCCUCGCGCUUGAACGAAACGACACAUGUCCACGCAUCCAGUACGUACCUGGGCCGGUAUUGUGUAGCGAUGCCUUUAAAGUAAUAAUGCCUUUUCGCACUUAUCGCGCUUUGUCAGUGGUCGGAGCGACGGUCCGCUCGCGUUAUCAAUGGGAUCCGCCGGCCGUGAGCGGUGGAUGAUAAGACUAGAGUAGAAUAAGUCAUAAUGCCUCGCUACGAAAUCGUGGCUCUGGUGUGACAUUCCAAGGAUGAGUGCUUCGACGAAAACGGAAAACGGGUGCGCUUUACAAUCGAGAGCGCGUUAGAAUCGAGUAAAUACGGUAAGCGUUUCUUUUUCGAAUUUUCGGGCCGAACCUCCAUAUAACAAAAUCCUCUUUAUAACGAAGUUUUUCGGGAAUUUGUCAAUUUCUUUAUAUCCAGGUUUAACUGUAGUACAUGCUGACGUAAGGCGCUGCACUUAUCUUAAAAUAACAACCCGUACAGCUGAGCUGUCAGAUGUUCAAAUUCACAAUGCAAAUGUGUAAAAGUUGUCUGCACUGCUUGCUUCAAGAAUGCUGUGCACGUGACCGUGGAAUGAACAAAGGUGUGUGCAAUGGCAGCACACCCUCACACACCCCGUCGAGCACUCCUGCUAUCAUACUAUUAUGGACAACGAAAACAUGAACAGGAUGGUGCUAACUAGAUUAUACUUUCCAUUUUCACCAACCAUUCUGACUGGUGUCCAUGUGAUUUUGGCAUGUACGCUCACCUACACAUAUUUUGUGACCAGACAGUUGGUGUGAAAUUGCAAAUGCUCCUGAUAUGGAUAUUAUUUGUCUGCAGUAUGCUGUAGUACUAGUGGCAGUCUGCAAAUCACUCAGCAAACAUAGAAUUCUCGCCUAAGGACAUACUGGGUGUGAUUGUAGUAUAUAUUGUAUACUUUCUUGUGAAAUCAUACGGCUGUGAAUCUGUAAGGCUGUGAUGAUAUUGGUUGUAUUGAAAUAUAUUUGGCAUACUGGUUCUGGUUAUUUUUUUAAUAUAACUAAGCCCUUACCGGAAAUGUAAACUGCCACAAGGUAAAAAUUAAGAUGUGACAAUGAAAUAAUAGCUUGCGAUUGCAGAACAUAUUGUGGGAACUGUGGUCCAGCAGCUUCUUUUCUGUAUCCUGUUGCAACACUGUGCACCACCUUUUAAAGUGUGUAACUAAGGUCACAUAUUCUGUAAAGGCCCUAAACUUUUUUUAUGUUGGUUGGUGUUUGAAAUGUAUAAGGUACAUAUGAUGGUGUGGCGCUUUCUUACCGCAGCUGAUAUAAUCUAUACAAACUUCUUUAAAACCAUUAGACCCGCCGUGGUUGCUCAGUGGCUAUGGUGUUGGGCUGCUGAGCACGAGGUCGCGGGAUCGAAUCCCGGCCACGGCGGCCGCAUUUCGAUGGGGGCGAAAUGCGAAAACACCCGUGUACUUAGAUUUAGGUGCACGUUAAAGAACCCCAGGUGGUCCAAAUUUCCGGAGUCCCCCACUACGGCGUGCCUCAUAAUCAGCACUGGUUUUGGCACGUAAAACCCCAUAAUUAAGUUUUUCUUUUUUUAAACCAUUAGCUGUUCUGGCAAGGUCCAUGCUCAAGUUCAAUUUCUCAGGUGUUAUUGAUCAAUUUUAUUGUGUUUAAAUGCUUCUCUGGUUGUGGUUUUUGUCGUGUCUAGUCAGGUAUAGUUUGUUGUGUGAUGAUGCAUAAAGUAUUAUUGUCGCCUAGUUUGUGUGGUCUCAUUAAAUAUUGUCACGGUUACACACCACUGCUGGCUGAAUUCCACAUUCAUACACAUGUAGUUGCCAUAUG
This is a messenger RNA of Dermacentor silvarum, 12480 nucleotides long. RefSeq names its product rhomboid-related protein 2. Gene Ontology annotation, molecular function: serine-type endopeptidase activity; calcium ion binding. The transcript has 9 exons. NCBI's taxonomy places the organism in Eukaryota, Metazoa, Arthropoda, Arachnida, Ixodida, Ixodidae. The record is from RefSeq and is a predicted model, not a curated record. The coding region runs from base 366 to 1475 and encodes 369 amino acids. Gene Ontology annotation, cellular component: membrane.